UUUCGAGCUCCAUCAGUUUUAAUUCAGACUUUCUUGCGAAUAGUUCGCAUGCGCACUGCGAGCGAUAAAAAAAGUUCUCGAGCUAUUGUUAUUGAUUAACAAAUAACAAAGUGAAAGAACAACAAACAGAAGCCGGCAAAACCGCCAACGCCAAAAAUAAAGAAAACAACAAAGCGACUAAGCUAAGCUUUACGCAACGUGUAAAUACGGGUGGGCGAGUGAGACCAGAUUUUGCGGGUUCAUAUUUUGUUAAGUGCAAAUAAAAGUCGUGCAUCGUGUGCCAAAACAAAGAGUUAAAGAUAGAAAGAGAAAGAGGAGAAAACAAGCAAUAACAAAAUAGAAAUAGCAAUUAUCCAGCGCACUAGCGUGUAAAAGAAUUAACAAAAAUAACAGCCGUAAAUAAAAGUCGCCGCCAACGCCGCCACCCAAUAGAAAGUGUCACCGUCGCCCCUCCACAAGCCCAUCUUCUCCCCAGCAAGCAAACAAAUCCACCACCAACACAGACAACAGCGACGCGACGCAGCAGCAGCAGCGCAGUUUUUCGCACAACAAAAACAAUAAGAGAGCGGCAAUACGGCGACAUCGACUGUGGCGAUAAAGUGAAAUUAACUUUAUAAUUUAUUUAAAUACUAGACAAUAUAACAAUUAAGAAAUAGCAACAAGAACAACAGAAACCCGCAGCUUUAGCAACAACAACAACAAUAUCUACUUCGGGAGCUACAACAACAACAGUUAAAGAAUAACAACGAUAACAAAAUGGCAACACUAAACAAAUUUACAAAAACUUUAUCCAUUGAUGAAAAGGCCGAGAUAAAAGAGAAAUUUACAGAGCUGGAUGCCAAUAAAGAUGGUUUCAUUGAUCUGAUCGAGCUGAAGGAUGCCCUCAACCAGGUGGGAUUCAAGCUCGCUGGUUAUCAGGUGCGCGAGAUGAUCGAUGAGUUUAAGAGCAAACAGCGUACGGCGCAUCAGGGUAAAUUGAAUUUGGAGGAAUUCGAGACGCUUUGCCUCGAUCUGAAGUCAAAGGAUGUGGCCAGCACAUUCAAGACCGUUGUGUCAAAGAAGGAGAAUCUGGAGACGUUAGGCGGCAUGUCGAGCAUAUCAUCGGAGGGCACUACGCAUUCGGUGCGUCUCGAGGAGCAAUUGGCGUUCUCAGAUUGGAUUAACUCGAAUUUGGGCCAUGACAAGGACCUGCAGCACCUAUUGCCCAUCGAUGCUGAGGGCAAGCGUCUAUAUCAAUCGAUUAAGGACGGCAUCUUGCUGUGCAAGAUCAUCAAUCACUCCUGCCCCGACACCAUCGAUGAGCGCGCCAUCAACAAGAAGAACCUGACCGUCUAUCGGGAAUUUGAGAAUCUAACACUGGCCCUCGUCUCAUCGCAGGCCAUUGGCUGCAACAUUGUCAACAUCGAUGCCCACGAUCUGACCAAGGGUAAGCCCCAUUUGGUGCUCGGCCUUCUCUGGCAGAUCAUUCGCAUUGGCCUGUUCAGUCACAUCACCCUGGACAGUUGUCCUGGUCUCGCCGGCCUUCUCUUUGAUAAUGAACGGCUCGAGGAUCUGAUGAAAAUGUCACCGGAGGCCAUAUUGUUGCGCUGGGUGAAUCAUCAUCUGGAACGGGCGGGCAUCUCGCGUCGUUGCACCAACUUCCAGUCGGACAUUGUUGAUUCGGAGAUCUAUUCGCAUCUGCUGAAGCAAAUUGCCGGCAACGAGGCCGAUGUCAAUCUGGAUGCUCUCCGUGAAUCUGAUCUUCAGCAACGUGCCGAGAUUAUGUUGCAACAGGCCGCCAAGCUGAACUGUCGCAGUUUCCUCACCCCACAGGACGUUGUCAACGGCGUCUACAAGCUGAACCUGGCCUUUGUUGCCAAUCUGUUUAACAAUCAUCCCGGUUUGGAUAAGCCCGAACAGAUCGAGGGUCUCGAGUCCAUUGAAGAGACGCGCGAAGAGAAGACUUAUCGCAACUGGAUGAACUCAAUGGGCGUGGCGCCGCAUGUCAAUUGGCUGUACUCGGAUUUGGCCGAUGGUCUGGUCAUCUUCCAGCUGUUCGAUGUCAUCAAGCCGGGCAUUGUCAACUGGAGUCGCGUGCACAAACGUUUCACGCCCCUGCGCAAGUUCAUGGAGAAGCUGGAGAACUGCAAUUAUGCUGUCGAUCUGGGCAAGCAAUUGAAGUUCUCCCUGGUCGGCAUUGCUGGACAGGAUUUGAAUGAUGGCAAUGCCACUCUCACAUUGGCUCUCAUCUGGCAACUGAUGCGCGCCUACACAUUGUCCGUUUUGUCGCGUCUGGCCAACACGGGCAACCCCAUCAUCGAGAAGGAGAUCGUCCAGUGGGUGAACACGCGUCUCACCGAUGCCGGCAAGCAAUCGCAGCUGCGUAACUUUAACGACCCGGCGAUUGCCGAUGGCAAGAUUGUCAUUGAUUUGAUCGAUGCCAUCAAGGAGGGUAGCAUCAACUAUGAGUUGGUUCGCACCAGCGGCACACAGGAGGAUAAUCUGGCCAAUGCCAAAUAUGCCAUAUCGAUGGCGCGUAAGAUCGGCGCUCGUGUCUAUGCGCUGCCCGAGGAUAUCACCGAAGUCAAGCCCAAGAUGGUGAUGACUGUCUUUGCCUGCAUGAUGGCGCUGGAUUAUGUGCCCAACAUGGAUAGCGUCGAUCAGAACAAUCACAACAAUAGCAACAGCAACAACAGCAAUUAAAUUUACUGAAUGAAAUAAAAAAAAAACACCGAAAAACGAAACGGAACAACAACAACAACAACAACAACAAAUAACCACCAGAGCAACAACUCAAUUAUAUUUACUUAAACGAAAAUGAGUAAUUAAACAAAACAACAGACACACACACACAUAUACAUAUGCAUAUGUAUUUGUUAAUUAACUACAGCAAACUUUGAAACAUUUGGCGCAACAACAACAACUACAACAGCUGCUUUUGCGCCUCGGCAAAUUGUUCUUGUAACGUUUUUUUUUCGAGCUUUUUUUCCGCAAUUUCUAUUUCUAUUGUAUUAUUUUUUGCUAUUGUAAUUAAGCGUAAAAAGUUGAAAAAACAAAACAAAACGAGCGCACUUUAAUUAUUAUUAUUUUUUUUUAUUUAAUUCUACAAAUUAUGAAACCUUAUUUUAUAAAUAAAGGUUUGGUCUUUUUCCGCUUCGAGUUUCGUCUCCUUUUUAAGCCCGUGCAAGAAAUUUUGUAAUAUUUAAUAACAAAUAACUAAAUACUUUGUAAUAUAUAUUUAUAUACAUAAACAGUACAUAUAUACAUAUAUAUUUUUGCAUAAAGAGUUGCCUGAUAAAGAAGAGGGACAAAAUGAAGAAAAAAAAAACAGCAACAACAAAAGAACGUAAACAAAAUGCGGCAACUUUUUUUUUCUAAUUGUAAGCAACAACAUUUUAAGCCACUAUUGUUUAUGUUUUUUUCCAUUUACAUAUAUGUAUAUCUAUUUUUUUAUGUGUUUUUUAUUCUUGUAUUUUUGUUUCGUAUUAGAGCGGGACAGCAAGAAACGCACGGCUUAGAAAGAGCCUGCGAAUGAUUGAUAGAGAUGGCAACAGAUUUUAGUGCAAUGAGGCGAAAUUAUACAACAAAAAUUUGAUACA
This is a messenger RNA of Drosophila innubila, 3578 nucleotides long. It is a transcript of the gene Fim, whose product is annotated as plastin-1. Gene Ontology annotation, biological process: actin filament bundle assembly; actin filament network formation. Bases 757 to 2682 code for a protein of 641 amino acids. The transcript has 5 exons. Gene Ontology annotation, cellular component: actin filament bundle; cytoplasm; actin filament. Gene Ontology annotation, molecular function: actin filament binding; calcium ion binding. Lineage: Eukaryota; Metazoa; Arthropoda; Insecta; Diptera; Drosophilidae. The record is from RefSeq and is a predicted model, not a curated record.